Bradysia coprophila is the source of this 1061-nucleotide messenger RNA. Its product is annotated as filamin-A-like. The record is from RefSeq and is a predicted model, not a curated record. Gene Ontology annotation, biological process: actin cytoskeleton organization. NCBI's taxonomy places the organism in Eukaryota, Metazoa, Arthropoda, Insecta, Diptera, Sciaridae. Gene Ontology annotation, molecular function: actin filament binding.
AGUGCGAGUCAAGUUUUGAGUCAGAGAGUUAUUUUUAAAAUUCAUGCAAUGAAAAUUCUACAAUUUUUCAAUCUUUCGCAUUUGUUACUCACUCUUCGCUUUGGCAUAUUUAUACAUGCAUGUGUAUAGCCGUUGAUUUGAUCCGUGCAGAAAUAUUUUGAAUAUCACAGUAAUAAUUUCACUCAUAAGUUGACAUUGAGAGUGCCAUAGUAUUUUUAAAUUCAGUGUUAGUGGUAUCCUAAAUUAGCAUCGUUUUAAAUAUGUCAGCAAGUUCGAUCCAGGCUUGGGGAGACGGUUUGUCCCAUGGAUUCGCUGGUCAACAGGCAAAUUUUCUGGUGAACCCGAAUGGACUAAAUAUGUCAAAAGUAACAUUUGGUGUCGAAGGACCGUCCAGACCCGAGUUUAUUUUCAAUCAUCCACCAGGUGGUGCUGUUGAAGUGAGUUACAUCCCAACAUUUCCAGGAUUAUACAGAAUUCAUAUAAAGUUCUUCGGACGAGACAUUCCCGGAUCACCGUUCCCAGUGAACGUUAGCGGUGAUCCACAGUCUCAAGUGGAAAUGGUUCGUGAUGUUAUACAAAAUGUUCGAAUUUCUGGACCAGCUGCAACGAAUGGAAAAUCUUUAAUUACGAAUCAAUUUUUGUUGGAUGCACGCGAGGCAGUUGUGAGUGGUGGUUUGAACGCCUUUAUGCAGGGACCCGGUAAUGUAGAAGUUGGAUUCAAGGAAAAUUUGGAUGGAACGAUUCAUGUCCAAUACAAGCCAUCGCACAGCGGAGUAUAUAAGUUGAUCAUUAAAUUUGGCGAUAUUCCUGUCGUUGGAAGUCCAUUUGUUAUUAAUGUCAAUUAAAUUAUUUGAUCGAUUUGUUAUGAUUCAAGAAAUAACUUAAUUUUUCCUCGUCGACAAUGGUCUGUCUAGCACCGAAGCUUAGCACCGGACAGAGCAUUGUCUUUGAUAUUUCUAAUUUUUGUCACUUUUCAAUUACUCAGACGCCAGCAUACUAAUGUGAAAUUUUCCACGUUUUAAAUUAAUAAAACUGACCAAAUAAUAUAUGGUGCUUAUAUC